Molecule: messenger RNA, 501 nt
Organism: Caenorhabditis elegans
Lineage: Eukaryota; Metazoa; Nematoda; Chromadorea; Rhabditida; Rhabditidae
Product: SEP domain-containing protein
Exons: 3
Coding region: 1-501 (166 amino acids)
Source: RefSeq, marked reviewed
AUGCCAGCACAAAAAGGAGUACAAGCCCUUGUAUCAAAGUUUCGUCUUUCUCCAGGUAACCCAAUGUUCCUGAAAUCUAGUUCAGAUUUAUUCAGCUUCACUUCUUCAGACAAAGAAUAUCUGGAAGGUUAUGAGAUAAAGGUCAAAAGCGCCGCAGGAGUUAUCAAAUUCACUCUCUUGAAAGGUGAUCAACCGCCUAAAUAUGAAAUCAGUUCUUUCCUUGGAAUCAUUUUGGAACACCGUGAAGAUCCAAGUAAUACGCCGAUGCCGCCGUCUUCGAGUCGCCGUCAUGCAGUGGACAAUGGCAAGGGAGAAGAAGCGAAGUCUGUCACCAAUGACACAGUUUUCGCACGAAUUCAGGAUUACUUUGGAAAACAAAUGCACGUUGGCAGUUAUGGCUCAACAUUCAAACCAUCGAAGAUUGAGAUAAACGAGACCAAUGUGAAGAAGGGUCAAGUCUACGGUAUUUACCUCGUUUCCAACACCACUUCUUCUGUAUAA